This is a messenger RNA of Tribolium madens (black flour beetle), 2801 nucleotides long. It is a transcript of the gene Grip91, whose product is annotated as gamma-tubulin complex component 3. Lineage: Eukaryota; Metazoa; Arthropoda; Insecta; Coleoptera; Tenebrionidae. Gene Ontology annotation, molecular function: microtubule minus-end binding; gamma-tubulin binding. The coding region runs from base 67 to 2562 and encodes 831 amino acids. The transcript has 7 exons. Gene Ontology annotation, biological process: mitotic cell cycle; cytoplasmic microtubule organization; spindle assembly. The record is from RefSeq and is a predicted model, not a curated record. Gene Ontology annotation, cellular component: equatorial microtubule organizing center; spindle pole; gamma-tubulin small complex.
UUUAAAUUUGACGUUCGCUCCUAACCAAUAAUUUAAAAAAGGGCUGUAGUUGUUUAUAGGGGCAAAAUGAAUUCAUCAACAAGUACAGAUACGUCUAACCAGCCGGAUUUAAUAAUGCAAUUGUGUAAUCACUUUGCAAAAAAUAAGCCAGUUUUGGCCACGAAUUUAUGUAAAACUGCGUUUAGUUUCCUAUGUUCGCCGUCGGAUAUGGAAUGUAAUAUUCCAAGUGACGAACAAUUUGUUGUUGUCCAAAUCAGGGAAAUGCUGAGGGAACAAUCAACAAACAGUGUUGAACAGUUUGAAUUGCUUUACUCUAAUAUCUGUAAAACGAAUGUGUUACAAAACCGGGCUUCAGUCAUGAAUUUUCUGCUAAAACUUGCCAAAAUUUCACAAAAAGAAGUCAGAUGGGGGACAAUAGAAAGCCUCGAUAGAUUCCCUUCAACGACCAUAACAAGGCCUAAAUCACACUAUUUUCUGAAAAGUGGUAAUUCUCAAGAGUCUAUAAGAAGUAUUUUUCAAGGACACUCUGCCCUGAAGUCAGUACAAUCCAGUAGCACUAAUAUUCCGUCAUCACGGGUCACGACAGCGGCUUCCAGUGUUUGGUCGAAGAAUGAAUUGGAAUCUGUUUCUUCCCAUCUACCUUCCGACACCAAUCUAGUAUCCGACCGCGAGCUUCUGCAAGACAUCAUCUACUCCUUCCAAGGCAUAGAGGGGCGCUUCCUGCGCAAAGAAGUAGCCGGUUUGGGAUUCACCAUUGACCCCAAAGCCGGCAAAAACCUCACCCCUAUCCAACGCGGUCUUAUGGAGCGCCUCACGGGGAUGAGCUUCCUCCAUAAUCAACUCAAACAAUACUGCGACUCAAAUGACGAACACGGGGGCGUCAUCUGUCUCGCCCUCAUCGCCACUCUCCGCGACGAACUCUCCUCUUACUACCGCACCAUUGCCCUGCUUCAGACUGCGCUUAAGAAACAUCCCCAUGACCAGCCCCAGAUGAAUCUUCACAAGGCACUGGUGUACAUCCACGAGCACCGAAUGCGCUUUGAGUGGCUCGCGUACAUCGCCGAGCAGUGUAACGAGAAAAAAGGGGGCGCGUUGAUUACUGCAGUCCACGGGUUUCUGCAGCACGGGUCAAAGUGCGCCCAGGAGGUGUCAGAGAAGGUGCUGGCGGCGGUGUGUAAGCCGUUGUUUAUCAUGUUGUCGCGGUGGUUGUUAGAUGGGGAGAUAAACGAUGCGUGUAAUGAGUUUUUUAUCGAAGCGAGGGACAUAGCCGCGGCCGAGAGACUGUGGCACGAUAAGUAUCACGUGAGGAAGGCCAUGGUGCCAUCGUUUAUCACGAUGGAGCAGGCGAAGAAGAUACUGGCAACGGGGAAGAGUAUUAAUUUUUUGAGACAGAUUUGUAAGGAUAGUGGGCAGUUGCCAGAAAGGGAUGUGUUGCAGAAGUUGUCAAAGACGACCUCAGAAUCGUUAUUUUCACCCGAACAAAGCCUCGAAUUCGACUCGGCCCUCGAAAAAGUCUACCGGGAAACGUCGCUCCGAGUCCUUGACCUCCUCAAAAACAAAUACCGGCUAUACGAACAUUUGCAAUCCCUUCGGAGAUACCUCUUACUCGGCCAGGGUGACUUCAUCCGCCACUUGUUAGAACUCUUAGUCCCUGAACUAAACAAGCCGGCGCAAGAAAUCUACAGUCACACCCUUUCUACAAUUCUCGAAUCAGCGAUCCGCGUAACCAACGCCCAAUUCGAAGACGAGGACACCCUUCAACGGCUCAAUGCCAGCUUCAUGGGGCACUCGCAGGGUGACACCGGAUGGGAUGUUUUUAGUCUCGUUUAUAUCGUCGACGGUCCCGUUGGGACGAUUUUUCAACCCACAAUGACGACAUACCAGUGUCUUUUCGGUGCUUUAUGGAAGGCCAAACGCAUGGAGUUCGUCUUGGCCAAUAUGAGAAAACAGCAAAUUUCAAUGGCCAAAAAGUUCCGCAAAAUAAGAGAACUCAAACCCGUCAUGCAUAUAAUCCACAUUCUCACAAGCGAAAUGAUCCAUUUUUUGCACCAAACUCAGUAUUACUUUCUCUUUGAAGUGUUGGAGUGCUCCUGGGCGGAAAUGCUGCGACGGGUGAAUCAAGCCGAGUGUUUGGAUGAAAUUAUAAGCGCACACACGAUUUUUUUGAAUUCGGUUCAAUGUGGAGUGCUGUUGGAUGAGAGUUCGAGGCAGUUGUUUUCGCAGUUGAGGUCAAUUUAUAAUUUUAUUUUGACGUUGGAGGGACAUCAGGAGGCACUGAAUGAGGCUGCCACGAAAGAGUAUGACGCUUUCAUGGCCCUCAAGGCCAUGACUGAGAAUUCUGAGAUGUUUGGAAUGACCAGUGAGGAUGAAAUAAUAGCGAAAGCGCGGGUUGAAAAUUUUCACGAAUUCUUGAAUAGCAUCCGGACCAAAGUGAAACAUUUAGCACAAACGUAUGAACAAUUCGUUAAGAAAUAUUUAUUGCUGCUGUCGUCGAGUUCGAAUAUGAAUCUCCAAUUACUGAGCGUGAGACUUAGUUUUAACGAUUAUUAUAAAAUUAUUUGACCGGAAACAGACUUUGUGUACAAUCAGCCGUCUCAAUUUGUAUAUAUUGCGCAAUCGCCGAGUUCUACUGUUAGCAAAUACGGAAGUUGUGACUCUCUACUUCGUACAAAGAAAAAACAGAAACAUAUCUGAUGUUGUAUUGGAUGAAAGGGUGCAACCUUUCAUCUGGGACUUAAUUAUGUAAUGGAAGUGCAAAUUUGAGCAACAGCUCGGCUUCAAAUAAACCAAGUUAUUCAUUA